AUGGCGGCUCGUGCGAGGGCUGCUCGAACGUUCAAGGACGACACAGCUGAAGGACAAAUAGUGAGCACCCAGAUUCAAUCAUCUCUAUCGCUCGGUUCCGCAUGUCCGGCAACUGCUCUCUCGCUAAUUCACUUCUGUGCAAGUGGAGGUGUAGAUCACUCACGGUGCUGUCGAGCAGCAGGCGUUCAAUCCGAAUGUAUCGAAUUUUGCGAUCAGGUAAGCAAGUUGUUAUGUUAA
Angiostrongylus costaricensis is the source of this 237-nucleotide messenger RNA. The record is from the annotation of a GenBank genome assembly. NCBI's taxonomy places the organism in Eukaryota, Metazoa, Nematoda, Chromadorea, Rhabditida, Metastrongylidae.